Molecule: messenger RNA, 1347 nt
Organism: Fusarium sp. VM40
Lineage: Eukaryota; Fungi; Ascomycota; Sordariomycetes; Hypocreales; Nectriaceae
Source: the annotation of a GenBank genome assembly
AUGUCGCUCAGCGACCAUCCAAAGGCCUACGGCACAGCCGCCGUGGUCUUUGCCUUUACUACUGGCAUUCUCGUCACAUUGGGCUUCAAGGACUUUUACCCUGAUCUUGAGCGUCGGUUUCAGAGGAAAAGGCGUGCGAAUGCAGCAAACAUUCCGGGCGGUGCGCGGAGAACAAGUCUGUUCUGGGGCGAUCCAGUUGAGCUUGAAGAUCGCGAGUCGAUGCCUUCUUCGCCGAUACCCUACGAUAUUGCGCGAAGUGGCUUCGCCGAUGGGAUAGAAGCCACCAUUGGUAAUACGCCUCUUAUUAAAAUCCAAUCUUUGUCCAAGGCUACAGGUCGAACUAUCAUGGCCAAGGCCGAGUUCCUAAAUGGCGCUGGAAAUUCACCAAAGGACCGUGUUGCGCUUAACAUGAUUCGUGUGGCAGAAGCCAAAGGUCUCCUCACGCCGCACAAGGGCGACACUAUCUACGAAGGCACUGUUGGCAGCACAGGUAUCUCACUCGCAACUCUCGCAAGGGCAAUGGGAUACCGCGCUCAUAUCUGCAUGCCCAGCGACAUGGCUCUCGAAAAGUCCGAUCUUCUUCUUCAUCUUGGCGCAACCGUCGAACGAGUCACGCCUGCGCCUAUUACCAGCCCUGAUCACUUUGUUAACCUUGCACGACGUCGUGCAGAAGAGCACGCUGCCAAGGCAAAGGAUGGCAGCAAGGGAUUCUUUGCGAAUCAGUUCGAGUCGGAGGCUAACUGGAAGGCGCACUACAACUCGACUGGUCCUGAGAUUUGGAGACAGACGGAUGGUCAGCUGGCUGCUUUUGUCGCUGGAGCUGGUACAGGCGGCACGGUAUCGGGUGUAGCAAAGUAUCUCAAGGAGGAGCAGAAGGCAUCUGAUAUCAAAGUCGUGCUCGCCGAUCCCCAGGGUAGCGGUCUCUACAACAAGGUCCGACAUGGCGUGAUGUACUCCUCUACAGAGCGUGAGGGUACUCGUCGCAGACAGCAGGUCGACACCAUGGUCGAAGGCAUCGGCAUCACACGUCUGACCGAGAACUUCGAAGCAGGCCGAGAACUCAUUGACGAUGCCGUACGGGUAACAGAUGAACAGGCUUGUCGCAUGGCGCGCUGGCUAGUUGAGCAUGACGGGAUUUUCGUCGGCAGCAGCAGCUCCGUUAACUGUGUUGCUGCAGUCGAGACAGCCAUGAGGCUCCCGGAGGGAAGUCGAGUUGUGACUAUUCUGUGCGACUCUGGAACAAGACAUCUGAGCAAGUUCUGGAAGCACAUUAAGGAGAUGGGACUCGAGGGAGAGGAGGCGACGAAUCUGUUUACCGAGCUAGGGAUACCCGAUCAUAGUGCGUGA